Molecule: messenger RNA, 1897 nt
Organism: Exaiptasia diaphana
Lineage: Eukaryota; Metazoa; Cnidaria; Anthozoa; Actiniaria; Aiptasiidae
Product: CXXC-type zinc finger protein 1
Exons: 17
Coding region: 2-1798 (598 amino acids)
Biological process (GO): positive regulation of DNA-templated transcription
Cellular component (GO): Set1C/COMPASS complex
Molecular function (GO): DNA binding; zinc ion binding
Source: RefSeq, a predicted model, not a curated record
GAUGGCGGACGAAGAAGAAACUUUGAAGUACCAAGAGCUUGUGCGAAGUCUAAACAUUCUGCCUGAAAGACAGGCUAAAGUGGAUGCCAUGUUUGGACAUGGUGCAACUGCCAUUACAAAGCAUAAGGAAGAGAAAGUUAAAAAGGAGGAUAUGGUAUAUUGUAUAUGUCGACAGUCUAACACGGAUCGGUUCAUGAUAUGCUGCGAUAAGUGUGAUGAGUGGUUCCAUGGUGAUUGUAUUGGAAUAACUAAAGAUGAAGCCCAAACAAUUAGACAUUUCUACUGCAAGACAUGUUUAGAAGCCAACCCAGAUCUCUCUAUCAAGUACAAAAAGAAGAAAGUAAAGAAAGAAGUGAUUGAGAAAGCACCAGAAGAUGAUGUYAUUGUUGAUGUUGUUGUUGAAAAAAAGAAGCAUCAUUCUGAGAAACUUAAGAAAAGUAAUAUGCAUAAGAGAUCAUCUCGAAUGUGUGGAGARUGUGCAUCUUGCCUUAGGACGGAUGAUUGUGGAAAAUGUGACUUUUGUAAAGAUAUGCGUAAGUUUGGUGGGCCAAAUCGAAUGAGACAAAAAUGCAGAUUGAGGCAGUGUUUGAAAAUGUCAAGGAUAUUGCUAAGGAAGAGUAAAGCUGGACAAUCAGAUGACCACCGGGACAGAUAUGAAUAUGUACCAAAAAAGAAAAGUAAAGAUCUUAUUGCACAUCCAAAGAAAGCUGUUAAAAUGAAACAUGCCACAGCAUCAUCAAGGAAGGAAAAGAGCAAACUUCAAAGUCAUGAUCGUCCACGAAGGCGCCACAGACUUGGUUCUGAUGAUAAGAAGGGUGAUACAGCCAAGGAUAGUUUAUAUGAUGAAAUWCCUMGGCAYUGUUAUGGACCAGGCUGUACUUACUCAGCCAGACCAAAUUCCAAGUACUGUAGUGAUGAAUGUGGGAUACAACUUGCUGUAMGACGUAUUCAGGAAAUCCUACCUAAAAGAAUGAGGCAGUGGAAUAGAGAACCUUGUAUAGCAGACAAUAAAGCUAGAAAGGCUUUAGACGAAGUACUGAGGAAGAAGCAGGAAGCCCAAGACAGACUGCUUGAACUUGAUCAGUUGAGUCAACAGCUGGAAAAAAUAAUUAGCAGAGGAAGUGAAAUCACAACUCAGGAAAAAGAGAAACAAGAGGCAGAUAUGGAUACUGAUACUGACUUACAAAUACAUUGUGUGACAUGUGGACUGUCAYUGGCUCCCAGAGUAGCACUGAGACACAUGGAGAAAUGCUAUAUGAAGAAUGAAAGUCUUACAACAUUUGGAUCAGUCUACAAAAGUGCAGGAGCUCUAUUUUGUGAUUUUUAUAAUUCCCAACAAAGAAUAUAUUGUAAACGAUUGAGAGUGUUAUGCCCAGAGCACACUAAAGAACCAAAGGUUCCACCAAAUGCUGUAUGUGGCUGUCCAUUGGUAAAGAAUGUCUUUGAAGACACAGAUAGUUUAUGCAAGGCACCUAAAAGAACCUGUAUGAAACACUUCAGAUGGGAUAAGUUAAGGAGAGCUGAGAUUGACUUACAAAAAGUGCAACAGUGGUUAAAACUCGAGGAAGCUUAUGAACAAGAAAGACAAAUUACUUAUACAUCAGCACAAAGAGGAGGAGUUCUGGGACUUUUACUUCAUCAAACAACAUCACCAGACUGGCCUGAAGAACCUAAAAMCAUUGAAUCAGACAAUGACAUGGACUGUACAKCAAGUGACUACCAGCCAGACAGGAAUAUGUUGCAAGAUUUAGUUGAUGGAGUAAAUACAACGACAGAGGAAUUAUUAUCUAGAACAUAGUUAAGGAAGAUUUUUUGUACAGCCAUGUGAUGGAAGGUCAGAAGCCAAGAAAUUUGUCCAGUAAAUAUUAAAGGAAAAUAAAAUAUAUAGUAUUAUCAC